AUGUCAACACUCGAUCGCGACCUUGCUGCUGUGCGCAAUGCCAUCUCUAAAAAGCAGCCCUUCGUCACUGGUACCCAUCCUCUGACCGACAACUCUGGACUCUUCUUUUUUCGAACCGGAGGCGGUACAGGAGCACGUUGUAUAGACCUCGCCAACGCCGACGACGCGAGCCUUCAAGUAUUGCUAGAAGCGUGUCAGCCGGCUCCUUUUGGCGUCGACAACAAAGAUGUAUUAGAUGAAACUUAUCGAAGAGCUUGGAAGAUGGACAACGCCAAUUUCGCGACGCGCCUUGACGUCGUUAACACCGGAAUCUUGGAAAGUAUUCGCUCAAUGCUUAUGCAGGGAAACGAGAACAAGAAAAUUCGGCCGGAGAUGUACAAGUUGAAUGUUUAUGGUUCUGGCUCUUUCUUUAAAGCGCACAAGGAUACUCCCCGCGGCGAGAACAUGUUCGGCUCACUCGUUGUCGUUUUCCCUACUCGCCACGAAGGUGGAGCCCUCCAACUCCAUCACAAGGGCCAAGAAUGGACGUUCGACUCCGCAUCCAUCACUUCCACGCAAAACGUCCCUUCAAUCGCUUACGUCGCAUUCUACGGCGACGUCGAACACGAAGUAUCCAUGGUCACCUCUGGCUACCGCGUCACCCUGACAUACAACCUCUAUUUCGACGACGACACCACAUCCAAUCCGAGUCCUUCCUAUCAUUCAUGGAUGAAGGAAGACGAACUUGCACUCCGCACAUCCCUAUCCGCCCUUCUCAACCAUCGCGAUUUAUUGCCCGACGGCGGCUAUCUCGGUUUCGGUCUCGAAUUCAUGUAUCCCGUCGCGCGAGGGACCAUCCAAGGGCUCAUCAACUCCCUCAAAGGAAGCGACGCCAUGAUCAAACUUGUCUUAUCCCAACUCAACUUCCAACCCCAAGUCAAAAUCAUCUACGAGGAUAACGAGGAUUCAUACCCUGAAGGUGAAAUGUACGCUGACCAGCUGCCCCUCAAGAGGCCUCACAUCAUGUUGGACGACGAAGAUGAACUUCCGGACUGGGGAACCGAGGAUCCUUUUCGGGUUUCGUUACCCGAAGCUAAUCACGGUAUAGUGAUUUGCGGUGCGGAUGAGGUUGGGGAAUACCCGAACUACGGCCGUGGGGUCAUUCGGGCUAAGAAGGUGUUGUGGGUCACGCCACAGACGACGUUCAACAGCCUCAAGUCCCCUUAUGUCGCUUAUGGAAACGAGGCGUCGCUUGGGUUCAGUUACGGAAAUGUGUGUCUCGUCGCGGAGGUUCUGCCUUCGGGGAAGCGAGUGAAAUGUACUACAUAAACAGCAACUUGUGUAGGAUGUAUAAAUAGUCAUUUCGACUUUUUCUCGCUA
Messenger RNA from Laccaria bicolor S238N-H82, 1359 nucleotides. RefSeq lists its product as uncharacterized. The transcript has 3 exons. The record is from RefSeq and is a predicted model, not a curated record. The coding region runs from base 1 to 1308 and encodes 435 amino acids. Lineage: Eukaryota; Fungi; Basidiomycota; Agaricomycetes; Agaricales; Hydnangiaceae.